GCCCGUAUAGCAGCCCCCAAGAGCAAGUGGCAGCCCGCAAAACCCACGCUCGGACGCGCCACUGCACCACCGUUCCGCCCCACCGCGCCGCACCUCCGCCCGCGCCCAUGUCAUGACGACUAUCCGACGGCGCGCCGACCCCUCGCCAUCUUCCCCUCCUCCCCUCCUCUCCCGCCUCCGCUCCGCGGCCUCCAGUAUCCUGACGCGGCAGUACAGCACGAAGAAGGAAGGCGACGGUCGGCGGAGCGGUGGAACCUUUUCCGCGCCAAGGCCGCUUAGGACAGGAUUCGUGGAUCCUUCAUCGUGGAUAUAUUUUGACUCAAGGACUGUUGGUAUUAACCUGGAUGCUAUACCUAAGGAUGCAUGGGCGGUUCUAAAAAAGCUCAAGCGAAAAGGUUUUGAUGCUUACCUUGUUGGGGGGUGUGUGAGAGAUUUGCUACUGAAAAGGGUACCAAAAGAUUUUGAUGUGAUUACCACUGCAAGUCUCCAACAGAUUAAGAAAAAUAUAUUCCGAGGAUGUAUGAUUAUAGGCAGACGUUUUCCAAUAUGUCUGCUUAAAAUGCGUGGCUCAGUAAUUGAGGUUUCAAGCUUCAGUACGGUUGGUAAUUAUGUGAAUAGAAGUGAAGAGGUAGAUUUUUUGGAAGAGUUGAAUGGCUAUGAUGCUGGGGAUAUUCUUCGCUGGAAGAAUUCUAUGAGAAGAGACUUCACAAUAAAUGGUUUAUUCUUUAACCCGAUGAACUACAGAAUUUAUGAUUACGUGAAUGGAGUAAGGGAUAUGAGAAAAAACAAAGUGUGUACAGUGAUUCCUGCAUAUGUUUCUUUCACGGAGGACCCUGCAAGGAUUUUACGCGGCUUGAGAAUUGCUGCUCGCCUUGGUUUCCAGUUUUCCAGUGAAACUUCUACUGCGAUGCGUGAUCUUUCGUCAUCUAUAAUUAAUAUUGAUAAGGCAAGGUUGAUGAUGGAAAUGAAUUAUAUGUUAUCUUAUGGGGCAGCAGAGCCUUCUGUUAGAUUACUUAGAAAAUAUGGACUACUCGAUAUUUUACUGCCUUUCCAGGGCGCAUAUUUGUUAGACCAAAUGAAGGGUAAAUCAAGUGACAAAGAUCUGAUGCUCAUGAAACUAUUGGCUAAUCUUGAUAGAUUACUCUCUGCUGACCGGCCAUGCCACUGCUCUUUGUGGCUGGCGUUGUUGGUAUUUCACAGUGCUCUGGUUAAUUCUCCACAAGAUACCCUGGUAAUCAGGGCUUUUGCUGCACUGCUGUAUUUCGGAACUUGGAAAAGCACCAUCAAAUUUUUGAAAGAAGAUGUUGGAGCACAAGUUUCGUAUGUCCCAGAAACAAUGGGGACAUCUCAGACCAAACUGGAUAAUCUUAUGGAACAAACAUCUCAUCUUGCAUCACUACUCAUUUCGUCAGUACGUACAUUGACAUGUUUAGAUGCUCUGCAGAAAUCACUAGCCAGAUUCCCGAGUGCUCCACAAUUUUCAGGACUAGUGCUUGUAUCCAACAACGACAGGAGCAGGUUGUUGAGAAUAUUUGAGGGCAUUGAUUCUGACUUAACUUCAAAUGAUGAGAGAAGAGGGAUGCAUGGGAUUGAUUACUGGUCGCUGAAAGAUGGGCAUCCUAAUGAGGUCCGAUUUGUUCUUGGUAAAGUGAUCUUGGACACUAUGAGUGAUGAGUUACCGUGCGAAUCUACUGAGGACGCUGCUGCAACGAUAAAGCCAAAUCUUGCUGAUGGAAGCCAUCCUGCACUGUCCACACUAUUUUAAUCAUAGUGAAGCAGCUGUCGUAACCCAGAACAAACUAUAGUGAAGCAGCAGUCGUAACCCAGAACAAACUAGUCUUCUGUUUCUGGUCAGUGCUGCUAAGCCCAUCGACCUUGUUUUAGAUUUUGCUGGUGCUGCAGGAUGGCCACAACAAGAAUUCACUGGUGCCUUUUUGUUGUAACUAAACUUGCCUCGAGAGGAUGAUAUCUAUAAGAACAGUUCCUGCUUGAACUGUUCUUGCUUGAUCUGUCUAA
Molecule: messenger RNA, 2016 nt
Organism: Phragmites australis (common reed)
Lineage: Eukaryota; Viridiplantae; Streptophyta; Magnoliopsida; Poales; Poaceae
Exons: 14
Coding region: 113-1765 (550 amino acids)
Biological process (GO): RNA processing
Molecular function (GO): nucleotidyltransferase activity; RNA binding
Source: RefSeq, a predicted model, not a curated record